CAGAUUAAAGCAGCGCCGCCGUGGCCGCCAUCUGUUCCGCUGCUGCUCCCGUGAAACCCGAGCCUAGUAUCAACAUGGUGACCAAGAGGAUCCGCUCGGAGUACAUGAAGAAAUUCAAAGACCCCAAAUGGGAGACCUACGCUAAGUGUUAUGAGGAGAUGCUGAAGUACAGGCUGACCCGCAGACUGCUGGAGCACACACACAACCCCUGGUUCUGGAGCGGCACCGACAGUGACUCAGACUCCGGGGGAAGAAGUCCUCCACCCCCCAGUAAGAACCAGGUUCGGCCCGAGACCGGCAGAGAGAGGACGGAGGUGGAGCUGGAGGAGUGUGAGGGGGCGAGGAUGGACAGACAGCAGGAGCAGCUGAGCAGAGCCACCGGGACUGUACCCAGGUUCCCCCUUCAGAGGGAGGAGGAUGUGUCUGCAGGGCAUGGCUCACAGAUUAAAGGUGCCAGAGAGACAGAAGGACCAGAGGAGGAGAGAGAGGAGCAGACUCCCAGUCAAGACGGAGAGAGAGACACUGGAGGAACCAGACCAAGGCAGAGUAAACCCUCCAAAUCCUCAAAGCAACCAUGGCGCUCCCAGCGGGUCAGGCCUGCACCAACAGAGCAGCCCAGGGACGACAGUACGGACGGCAGACAUCCUUUUGCUCUGUACGGUUCAGGAGAGAAGGAUGCAGACAUGGCAAGCAGGAAGACACACAAUGUUGGCCCUGCAGCUUCGACCACUGAGAUCCAUGAGUCGGCUCUUCGUGCUAAGAUGAGGCGGGAGGUGGAUCGUCAGAUGCAGACCCAGAGGACUGAACGCAGGAGAGCCAAGUCUGCCGAUCUGCACAAGGCCAGCAAGUUGGUUCAACCGGAAUUCAAUCCCUGGAUCACCGAGUACAUGCGCUGCUUCUCUGCUCGCUCACGAUAGGACACACACAUAUACACACACUCAAAAUACUUACAUCCGGAAGAUUCCAGACAAACAUACUAAAUUAAAGCCAUCAUUGCCUAUCAUCCUUAAAGUUUAAAAAACCCAUAGCUGUAGAAAAGAGCAUCGGGUUUGAUUCAUACAAAGGCUCCAAAAUGUGUAUCACACUCACGUUCAGGAUGUAAACUGACAAAACUUUGAAAUUCACUGUGUGGCUUAUUCCCCCAGAUGUGUACUAUCGUGUUUUUACAUGAACCAAUUUUAAUAUGUAUAUACAACAAGAUCCAUUCUACAGGGUAUAAGAGACUGUUGUAAGAGCUGAUAUGAAAGUUUAAGUAAAAUUAAUGUAUUCGUCUGCCGUAAACAGAUAUUUUGAUUGGAAUGAAGGGUCUAAAAUGCUUUUAACAGCCAUACUUUGAUGCAGUCCUUUUAAACAGAGGCUGUACAAAACAUGUCCAUGUCUUUUAUUCAGGGAUAUCAAACCACAGUGGACUAACACAGGAGUAAUGAAGGCACAUGGCAGCAUGUCUGAAUAGAUUCAGCCACGUUCUUAAAAACUCUUCUGAGAUCUAAUGUGAGAACACAAACAUGAAGAAUGUACAUAUACAUAUAGUCAAAACCAAACACACUUACAGAAAUGUGUCUGUUAAAGAGUUUAACAACUUAUAGCUGUGACGUGGGUAUUGUAGAUUUAAUGGUUUGUGUAACAGUUUAUUGAUCAAUAUUAACUGAUUUGGUUGCAGAUUAAAAGUGAAUCACACUCCGUCAAACUCAAACUCUGUGUAAAAUCACAGUUGUGUGUUCUCACAAGCCACUUACGUGAUUGUGACAGGCGAUUGUCACUGCAGGGCUCGAAUGAACGGAGAGUGUUAUUGACUUUAAAUAGUUUCAUAACAACAUUUGUGUUAGUUCUCUACUUCGACCGACCUGGCGCUUUUGCAGUGUGAAAAUACGUGUUUGACUUCCAAAGCCAUUGGAUGACUGAACAAGGUCUUUCUGUGUUACUAUUGAUAUUGCAGAGUUUCUGUUACACACUGACUUGUCAUGUGACUCUUUCUACCACAAAAAAUGUCAUAUUAAUAAUGUCAUACAGCUAAUUCAGGUUCCUACUAAGCAUAACAAUCAAUUGUUGAGGCCAAAUAUCUUUAUCAUUACUGUUUGUGAAUAUGCUUUAGAACCAAAAGGUGAGCCAUAGCAACGAUGGACAUUAAGCUGAGGCCUAAAUGACCGUCAGAACACAGAGUACAUAUUGCUGAUUUACUGCUUGCUGUUGAAAGCAGCAUAUGCUCAAAAGCAGGAGCGACACAGCACUUUGAUAAUUAGUCACCUUUUGAAAUAAUGUGUAGUAAUUAUUGUAGAUAGAGAAUUCAGUGCUACCUAUAAGGCUAUUCAUGUUGUUUGUUCAUCAUGUGAAUCUCUGUUGUAUUUGUUCGUAUGUUUCUAAAGUCAGACAAUUGAAUUUGUACUUGCAUAAGAAAAACAAAAUUUGUCUUUUAAUCCUUUGUGUCAUGGAUCUGGUCUUUUCAUCAUCAAAUCCAUGAGAAUCAGGAUUUGAUCAAACCUUCUGUUUGUUGCUUGUGUCAGUAAUCAUGAUAACAUUAGCGCUGUGCCAUAAACACUAGAGAACAUACCUUUUUCUCCUUUGCACAACUAUAAGUAUUGAUGUUAUUGAUGUGAAUAUUGUGCAGAAAAGGAUGGUUAAUCUCUUGGUUGUUUGUUAAGUAUUAACUUACUUUAGUUUAUCGGUGUUUUUAGGUUAAACUGGAAUAUAGCUCAGACAAAGAUCUAUAUGUGAAAUCUUGUGCAAUAAUAUGAUACUUUGAAUAAUUGCAUUCAAGCCAGUUAUUUUUUUAGAUGUAGUGAAAAUUAGGUACUGACACCAAACUUUAAAGUUAAGAUCCUCUCAAUAUUGAAUUAACCAUCUUAAAUGUCAAAUUAAUUUCUAGGUUUUCUUGCUAAUGUAUAGCAGAGAUCCAUCACACCUAAAUAUUCCUUUAAAAGAGGACAUAGUCAUCACAUAUGAUCAUCCUACAUCCUAGUUUUUGAUCAAUAAGGCACCAGAAGUACUUAUGUUUCACCUCUUAACAAACUCCAGUGUAGAGUCUUGUUUUAGUGAAAAAGCUUCUGCUGUUCCUCUUAUAUUUGAUUGAUGACAUAAGGGCGGUAACAAUUACAAAAUACUGUUAAAUGGCAUGAUACUUUUUUAUGUUUAAAUGUUAGGCUUUAAACUGACUGUGUACAUAUGUUAUUUGGUUAAGAGGCAAGACUGUUCAAGUUAAAUGGUCUAUCACUUUUUUGCAUCUGUUCAUCUCUACAAAAUUGCACAUAUUCAGAAAACUUUAGGAAACUCUAAAGUUUACUCUAAAGAAUAACAUCAAUAAUGCAAUGGACCAUCUCCAAAAACUUGGAUUAAA
This is a messenger RNA of Anoplopoma fimbria (sablefish), 3331 nucleotides long. RefSeq names its product centriole, cilia and spindle-associated protein b (gene ccsapb). Gene Ontology annotation, biological process: regulation of mitotic spindle assembly. Gene Ontology annotation, molecular function: microtubule binding. Gene Ontology annotation, cellular component: ciliary basal body; spindle; cytoskeleton. The transcript is spliced from 5 exons. Lineage: Eukaryota; Metazoa; Chordata; Actinopteri; Perciformes; Anoplopomatidae. The record is from RefSeq and is a predicted model, not a curated record. The coding region runs from base 75 to 917 and encodes 280 amino acids.